This is a messenger RNA of Paramecium sonneborni, 1790 nucleotides long. The record is from the annotation of a GenBank genome assembly. NCBI's taxonomy places the organism in Eukaryota, Ciliophora, Oligohymenophorea, Peniculida, Parameciidae.
AUGAUUUUGCUAUUUACCUUAUUUAAUUGUUUUUUAACAGGAGAAGUAAUCAAUCUCAAAACAACAAACUUUACAAUAUAAGAUUCUUAUGGAGGAAUCAUAGAGAUGUAAUAGGGAUCAGAAUAUAGACUUAAAAACUUUGAGAAUGCUGAAUAUGCAAUUAAUAUAGAAUUGAAAAAAAAUAGUUUGAAUAAAAAUGACAUUUGUUUUUCAAAAUAAAGUACAAUAUAAUUUGGAGACUAUGAGAGUCAUCAUAAAGUUAUUUAUAAUUCUACUAUUAAUCUUGACCAAGAACAUGCAAAUGAUCCAUCCUAUUAUUUAAGUACUCCAAUAAUGAUUAAUAUGGUUCAUAUCAAAUAAGGUUUAGCGAUUGUAACUAGUGAUCAUACUUUACUUAUUUAUAAAGUCAAUCAAAAUUUCAGUAGUAAAACAGGUUUUUCUACAUAAUUACUAUCCAAUAUUGAUUAUAAAUAUUUAAGAAAUAAUACUACUGAAUUAGAAGUAACUUAAAUUAUUUAUGCUCCUUAUAAUGAAUAUAUUUAUAUCAUUUACUCAGACUAAAUUUUAGGGGGUAAAGUUGAUUAGGAUAUUUAAAUAAAACAAAUCUAAUUUUAAGGAUUUAAAAAUACAAAUAACUAGAUUAAUUAAAUGAAAGUAUAUCAAAACUUCUUAAUUGUACCUUCAGGCUAUGAUGGAUUAAAUAUUUACAAACUUCAUGAAUCAGGAAAUAUCUAUUAUUAUAAUACUCUCUCUUCAUUAAAUCUAUUUAACAAUUAGAUUCCUUCUAUUCUUAUAGAUAUUGCAUUUUCUAUAACAAAUUAAACUUAUGCAUAUAUUUUAGAUUAAAUUAAUGGAGUUUCAAGGUUUAUUGUUAAUUCUGAUUUUAUUAAUAUAGAAUUCAUCAGAGAUGAUUUAUUUGGAUUGAUUCCAAUGAAAAAUUCAAUCACUUUGGCAGUUUCCUAAGAUGAAUUUCUCUUAGUCCUUUAAUAAGGGUAAUUAUUAAUAUUUAGUUAUUUAGAGGAGUUUUUUAAUAAAUGAUUGAAAUUGGCUUUAUUAAUUCUGAUUGGUUUAUAGUCAAAACACAUCUUCUUACAGGUUAAUAUUUUGAAAUUGAUAUUGCUCCAACUUUUGUUCUUUUAAGAGGAAAGGAUGAACAUAGAAUUCUCAGAUUAGGAAUUUAUGAGGAACUUGAAACUAAUUAUGUUUUUUAUACUAAUGAUGACUAAUAUACUGAAAAUGCUAACUCUUUUUAUGAAUAAUAUGUUUUCAUUCCUAAAUUAUAAGCUGUUGAAUUUUACAAUGAUAAUUUUGCAAUUGGAAAUGAUCCAUCAAAAUGGUCAUUCAAUCGAUCAUACCCUUUUAUUUUAGGAUUAACUUAACAUACUAUUGUAGAACUUCCAUAUGUUAAUUAUCCUCCUUAUGUUUAUUGUUCAACUGACUCUAAUCAAGAUACUGAAUUUAUCUAUUAAUAUGAUAUCAAUUUAUACUCUACUAAUUGUUCUGAAAAGGAAAAAUAUUUGGAAUAAAAUCCAACUGUUCCUUUUCAAACAAUUCAAUGUAUUUAUUAAGAAUCUUUUAAGAUUAAGGUAGUAUAAAGUGAAGGAUAUUUAAAAAAUAUAUAGGAAAAAUUUGCGAUUAUAAUUUUUUAAAUUUUAUGUAUAAGUAUCUUAAUUAUAUUAUCAAUUUGUUUGUAUAGAAAAUUUAAAAAGAAAGAAGAAAGCUUAACUAGCAAUAUUCAAGGAUUUGAAAUCAAUACUGGCUAUGAUUUUGAACCAAAUGAAUAACUAUGA